Messenger RNA from Penicillium expansum, 165 nucleotides. RefSeq lists its product as uncharacterized. The transcript has a single exon. Lineage: Eukaryota; Fungi; Ascomycota; Eurotiomycetes; Eurotiales; Aspergillaceae. Bases 1 to 165 code for a protein of 54 amino acids. The record is from RefSeq and is a predicted model, not a curated record.
AUGACCUCCAAUUAUGUGCUUGGGCCCCUAUUAAUUCCCCUCAAUUUAACCGAAGUGUCUCCUGCAGAACCAUUUCAAGUAUUUUACCUGCACGUGAAAAGUCUGGAGUACGGAGUAGCCUAUUGCUAUUACUAUUGGCCCCCGCUUAUUACACCUUGUCCCUAA